AUGAGCGACGCCGGUCUGCACAGGCUCCAGACGCUGGAGGUCGGCGCGACCGACGCCGUACAGAAGCACUACGCCCGCCGCAUCGUCGAGCGGAAGCCCGUGUCGGAUAGGAAGCUCGAGUUCGAGCAGAAGCGGCCGAGGUGGCUGCGAGAGAUGUGUGCCGAGGCGACGGGCGUGUUCUUCUACGUCUACCCGGGCAUUGCCUCGACCGCGACGUUUUUCCUCAACGGGACGGAGCCGGCUUUCGGGUCGCUGCUGCAGAUCGGCUUUGCGUAUGCGUUCGGCAUCGCUUUUGCCAUCAUCACUUGCGCCUCGACGUCCGGUGGCCACUUCAACCCGGCCGUCACCAUCUGCUUCGCCAUCUGGCAGGACUUCCCGUGGAAGAAGGUGCCCGUGUACAUCUUCUCGCAGAUCUUCGGCGCCUUCAUGGCCGGCCUGGUGCUGAUGGGCCAGUACCACGAGCAGAUGGCCGCCUUCAACGCCGAGUCGCUGGCCAAGACCGGCUCGUCCGUCUACAACGGCGGGCCCGCCAGCAUCCUGUGCACCUUCCCCGGCGAGACCCAGCACAACCUCGGCUACCUCUUCCUGAUCGAGUUCUUCGUCGACGCCUACAUCGGCAUCGUCAUCUGGGCCGCCCUCGACCCCGCCAACCCCUUCGUCGCGCCGCACUCGGCCCCCUUCGUCAUCGGCUUCGCCUACGCCGCCAUGGUCUGGGGCUUCGCCAGCAUCUCCAUCUCCACCAACCUCGCCCGCGACCUCGGCACCCGCCUCGUCGCCGCCAUCUUCUUCGGCCCCGACGCGUUUUCCUACCGCAGCUACUGCUGGAUCGCCAUCCUGGUCAACGUCCCCGCGACGUUCUUCGCGACCUGUUACUACGAGUGCGUCAUGCGGGACAGUUUGGCGAAGCUGGGGACGGGGAGGGCGGUGCAUGAGGGCGGGGAUGAGGGGCUGCAGAGGCAUUUGAGUCGGAAGGGGUGGGCGGAGGUGGAGGGCGGCGCGGGGUGGCAUGUUGUCGAGAGUGGGAAGAGGAUGGAUAGUGCGGGGAGUGCGCUGGGGGCGGAGAUGAAGGAGGUGGUUUGA
Molecule: messenger RNA, 1080 nt
Organism: Diplodia corticola
Lineage: Eukaryota; Fungi; Ascomycota; Dothideomycetes; Botryosphaeriales; Botryosphaeriaceae
Product: aquaporin-like protein
Exons: 4
Coding region: 1-1080 (359 amino acids)
Biological process (GO): glycerol transmembrane transport; water transport
Cellular component (GO): plasma membrane
Molecular function (GO): water channel activity; glycerol channel activity
Source: RefSeq, a predicted model, not a curated record